CCUGAAGCUAUCCAGCCUCUCUGCUCUGGUGCUCUCUCCCUCUCUCUCCCUCUCUCUCUCUCGCUCACUCUCAGUUUCUUGCAAUAGAGAGCAGCAGUUCCCAGGCAGUGUGAGCUGUGUUUGCAUGCUGCUAGUUUAUGCAGGGAAGAACCUACAUCCCAUGUGCUCUGUAUGGAUGUUGAUGCUACCCCGUGCAGCUUGAUCCUCUGGAAGCAGGCAAGAAGAUGUCCAGCACUCCACAUGACCCCUUCUAUUCCUCUCCUUUUGGUCCUUUUUAUAGGAGACACGCUCCUUACAUGGUGCAACCAGAGUAUCGUAUAUAUGAGAUGAAUAAGAGGCUGCAGACUCGAACAGAGGAUAGUGACAAUCUUUGGUGGGAUGCUUUUGCUACAGAAUUUUUUGAAGAUGAUGCUACGUUGACACUGUCGUUCUGCUUAGAAGAUGGGCCAAAGAGAUACACAAUUGGAAGGACUCUUAUUCCUCGAUACUUUAGCACAGUGUUCGAAGGCGGUGUUACGGAUCUCUAUUACAUUCUCAAGCACUCCAAAGAAUCAUACCACAACUCAUCCAUCACGGUGGACUGUGAUCAAUGCACUAUGGUUACUCAGCAUGGGAAACCCAUGUUCACAAAGGUGUGUACCGAAGGCCGGCUCAUCUUGGAGUUUACGUUCGAUGAUCUCAUGAGAAUUAAAACAUGGCACUUUACCAUUAGACAAUACAGAGAGUUACUACCCCGCAGCAUUUUAGCCAUGCAUGCACAAGAUCCUCAGGUGCUGGAACAACUUUCCAAAAAUAUCACUCGUAUGGGCCUAACCAACUUCACUCUCAACUACCUCAGGUUGUGUGUAAUAUUAGAGCCAAUGCAGGAAUUAAUGUCAAGACAUAAAACCUAUAACCUAAGCCCACGGGACUGCCUAAAGACUUGCUUAUUUCAGAAAUGGCAGAGGAUGGUAGCACCACCAGCAGAGCCCACACGACAGACCACCACCAAAAGGAGGAAAAGGAAAAAUUCCACAAACAACGCAUCCAACAGCAACGCUGGGAGCAAUGCAACCAGUGCAUACAACAGGAAAAAAGUACCUGCUGCCAGCCUUAACCUGUCUAACCAAGUCCCUGAUGUGAUGGUGGUAGGAGAACCAACUUUGAUGGGAGGAGAAUUUGGAGACGAGGAUGAAAGGCUUAUCACUAGACUAGAAAACACACAGUACGAUGCAGCUAAUGGUAUGGAUGAUGAGGAAGACUUCAACAGCUCACCUGCUUUGGGAAACAAUAGCCCUUGGAACAGCAAACCUCCACCAAACGCAGAGACCAAAUCUGACAACCCAACCCAACAAGCUUCCCAAUAAGUGAAGAAAUGACGGUUCCACAGAACAGCGAGUCUCGAUUAUAAUUCAUUGCAUCGAAUGCUUUCGUUUUAUUGGUAUGAAUAUACUGAAGAGUAUAGUUAUAGCAAGGAAGACAUUUUUACAGUAUAUCUUUUUCUUACCAGCCUUUGGUUAAGUAUUUUUAAUUGAUUGUUGUGAAAUGACUGGAAUUUCCUUAAACGGUUUCAUUAUGUUUCUUUGCUGCUUGUGAUACAUUAUUGAAGAAACCAUAAAAUAUGCAAUAUGUAUUCAUUUGCCAUCUCAUCGAGGUAAGGUGGCCAGAAAAUAAAGCAUAUCAUGCAGUCAAGUUUGUGGAUGUGAACUGACCUCUUGCGUAGGUUUUGGGGGAUGUCUUUCUUUCAUCGAACAAAAAUAAAAUGUAAUGUUAAUAUUAUUUAAUAAUGAUAUUAAUUGUAUUAAGUAUAAUCUCGCUGACUUUAGACCUCAAUUAUUUUGCAAACAAGAAAGAAUACAAUUUUUAAAAUAAGUCUGAACCUAUAGACGUUGCAUAAAAUGAAUCUAGAUUUUUUACUCCCAAACUAUUUUUAUAUUGCAUUUACAACAAUACAGGUAAAAAGAAAUAAAAAUGAAAUAAAAUUGACAUUUUCACCAUUUUCUGACUUGGAAUUAAAAGAACAACUUUCAUCUAAUUCAUGCAUUAAAAGCUCCAUGAAAUAAUCAAAGAUCAUAGAAUUCUACCCGCUAAAUACAGAGUGAAAAUAAUGGGCAGAUUUAUCAAAGGUCGAAUUUAGAAUUUAUGUGAAUUUUUAUUACGCUAAUAAAAUAGAAUAUACUCAGAACUUGAAUGGGAGGUUAUUUAAGAAAAAACUCAAACGUCUAAAAGUAAGUCAAAUAUUACCAACCGAAAAACUCAAAUUGAAUUCCAAUCGAAUUCAACUUAACAUGAAUCGAGUUUUUUCUCUGAAGAAAACUUGAAUG
Molecule: messenger RNA, 2303 nt
Organism: Xenopus laevis (African clawed frog)
Lineage: Eukaryota; Metazoa; Chordata; Amphibia; Anura; Pipidae
Gene: ldb2.S
Product: LIM domain binding 2 S homeolog
Exons: 8
Coding region: 225-1346 (373 amino acids)
Source: RefSeq, a predicted model, not a curated record